Molecule: messenger RNA, 2014 nt
Organism: Pleuronectes platessa (European plaice)
Lineage: Eukaryota; Metazoa; Chordata; Actinopteri; Pleuronectiformes; Pleuronectidae
Product: 4-galactosyl-N-acetylglucosaminide 3-alpha-L-fucosyltransferase 9
Exons: 2
Coding region: 202-1350 (382 amino acids)
Cellular component (GO): membrane
Molecular function (GO): alpha-(1->3)-fucosyltransferase activity
Source: RefSeq, a predicted model, not a curated record
AAUGUGAACACUGUCAACUGCAAAUGUUUUUACACCUCGCUGCUGCCACUACUCCUGGUCUGUUACGACAGGAGUCAGUAGCAGCGAGGUCUAAAACUGUUGGCAAUUGACAGUAUUUAUAUCUAAUAUAACUGGUUUUACUUGUUGGGUUAGUAGGCUGGGCUUGAUACUGUCCGAACAAAAGGCGUUACGAUAUAGUGUAUGGACAAUUUACAAAAGCCUGCCAGUAGCAAAUCCAGCACUAACACAGGAAAGAUGAGAGGAUCUUCCAGUCAAAUGCUGUGCCUGGCAUACUUAGCUAUUUUUGGCCUUAUCUCCUGUGUUAUUUCUUUCUUUGUAUAUUUUGAGCCUCAAUCCCCUUUGUGUCUAUUUACAUCUACAUUUGGUAAUGGAAAAGUUAAUGAAGAGGCACCAUCUGACAACCCCAUCGUUCUGCUGUGGACCUGGCCUUAUAAUGCGAAGUUUGAUUUCAAAAUCUGCUCAAGCUACUUCCACGUUGAUGGCUGCAUUCUGACUGAUGACAGGUCAUUGUACAGCCAAGCUGAGGGAGUCAUCUUCUACCAUAAAGACAUAAACUGGAAUUUGGAAAACUUGCCCAAGGAGCCACGUCCAUAUUUUCAGAAGUGGAUUUGGUACAAUGUGGAAUCUCCCACGAACACGGCGAAAAAAGCAGGUCUGGAAAACCUGUUCAACUUAACACUGAGCUACAGACGAGAUGCUGACAUCACAGUGAGGAAUGAGGUGACGAUCAAGGAGACAGAGACUAAGGAGGAAGUAGUGCUGCCCCUGAAGGACAAACUGGUUUGUUGGGUUGUCAGUAACCACGACCCAAAUACUGGAACAUCUGUUAGAGACAAAUAUUACACAGAACUGUCCCAACACAUAAAGGUUAAUGUCUUUGGUACUGGUUUUAAUGGGCACCCGUUGAAACCUGAAGACUAUUACCCCACCCUUGCGAGUUGUAAAUUUUAUCUCUCAUUUGAGAACUCGCAGCACGUGGACUACAUAACAGAGAAGGUCAACGGGCCCCUCGUGGCGGGGACCGUCCCUGUAGUUCUGGGUCCACCAAGGGAAAACUACGAGCAGUUCCUUCCCAAUGGUUCCUUCAUUCACAUAGAUGAUUUCCCUGACGCUAAAGGUCUGGCAGAGUUUCUGCAACGCCUGGACAAUGACCAUGAAGCAUACAUGAGCUACUUUGAGUGGAGAAAGUACUAUGAAGUCACUCCUCAUCUUUUGACAACGAGCAAUGAAUUCAUUCAUCCUAUCUGCCUCGCCUGUGGCCACAUCGCAAAGUACAGAGAAUACCAUGUUGUCAAUGACCUUUAUGGAUGGUACUUUCAUGAAAACUAAAGUGAGAACAUCAUUUGACUGACUAUAAACUAGAACAUAUACUUUGAAUUUGUGUGAUUGCUUUGACAUUAUAAAGAGUAAUGAAAAGUAAUUAUUCAAUAUAAUUCAUAUGGUAACAGUUGAUAUUAUCAAACUGGAGCUGAUGAAAGAAGUGUGGCAAUACUUCUCUUUUUUUAAGUCACUUUGAGUUGUUUUGAAUACAUAUAGACAAAUAAAUAAAUAUUCAAAUCUAAACAUAGGUUUUAUACAUUUUAUUGGGGUCAUUUGAAGGAUUAUGUCAUAUUUAUUUUUUGCUUUGUUUAUACCUUAAUUGAUGACUUUUUUAAAGACUACAAGUGAACUUACAGUUUUCUAUCCUGACUUCAUUAGGUUAUUGGUUGUGCUAAUGAGUAGGUGGGGCAUCAGUUGCAUGGAUCCAGCUGAAUAGCUGCACACUCGCAUUCAAAUCAGCUAUCAUUUUACAACUCUAAGGGACAAUCCUCUGCUUUACACUGUUUUGAUUUAAAAUUAACUCGCCAACCCCAUUUGGUGGGGAGACAUCUUGUAGAGCAGAAAUUAUGCUAUUCGAUCUAUAUAAACUAUGUAUGAGCAUCCAUUUGGCUUCUUUGCAGUUUCUCUUGAGGAGGUGUAUGUGUUUUAUAAAAAAAUAAAGUGUGAGCCUCCA